UAUAUAUUGCUUUAACUGCUGAAAUUUCUACAACUCCUCUUUUAACUAUUAAUACUUCUUUGAAUAGACAACAAAAAGAAAAAGCUAAAGAAAUUCUUCUAAACAACCACCAAAUUUUUGCUAAAAAUAUUUCCGAAAAAGGACAAACCUUAGAACUAGAACAAACCAAAGAAGUUUAUCAUGGAAUUAAUACUCCUGGUGCUAAACCAAUUAAACAACAAGCCUACAGAGCAUCAUUAGAUGAUUUAGA
Messenger RNA from Racocetra persica, 250 nucleotides. NCBI's taxonomy places the organism in Eukaryota, Fungi, Glomeromycota, Glomeromycetes, Diversisporales, Gigasporaceae. The record is from the annotation of a GenBank genome assembly.